Molecule: messenger RNA, 1928 nt
Organism: Megalopta genalis
Lineage: Eukaryota; Metazoa; Arthropoda; Insecta; Hymenoptera; Halictidae
Gene: Bx42
Product: Puff-specific protein Bx42
Biological process (GO): mRNA splicing, via spliceosome
Cellular component (GO): spliceosomal complex
Source: RefSeq, a predicted model, not a curated record
UUUACCAUUGUUAAUAUUAAAGCGCCAUUUAAUGCGAACACGUAAUGGCUGUCGCAGCAUAGUUGGGUGCAGUUUGUUGCAUCGCUGUGUUGACUAAAAUGUCGCUUGCAAGCUUAUUACCUGCUCCAUCGCAAGUGGUAUGGGACAGAGAGGAUGAAGCGCGCGAGCAGAAAUUACGACAGAGGCCGGUGUCCGCAUUGGUUAAAGCAGUUGUUACUGCUCCUCCGUAUGGACAACGUAAGGGAUGGGUUCCAAGAAAUCCGGAAGAUUUUGGAGAUGGAGGAGCAUUCCCAGAGAUCCAUGUGGCCCAAUAUCCCUUAGGUAUGGGGAUGAAGGGAAAGGAGACAACUAGUAAUGCCCUAGCAGUUCAGCUGGAUGCGUAUGGGAAAGUGAAGUACGACGUUAUCGCCAGGCAAGGACAUUCCAAGGACAAGAUUGUCUAUAGCAAAUUGAGCGACCUGCUCCCUUCGGAAAUAACAAGCGAAGAGGAUCCUAGUCUACAGCGUCCUCCGACAGAUGAAAUAGACGAGCUUACGGAGAAAACGAAGAAAGCUCUGGAGAAGAUAACCAGAUCAAAGAUAGCAGCCGCUAUGCCAGUGAGAUGCGCGGAGAAACAGGCUCCGGCUCAGUAUAUCCGAUACACACCGUCGCAACAAGGACAAUCAUUUAACUCUGGAGCAAAACAGAGAGUUAUUAGAAUGGUGGAAGCUCAGAUAGAUCCUUUGGAACCGCCGAAGUUCAAGAUCAAUAAGAAAAUACCAAGAGGUCCACCGUCACCGCCAGCGCCAGUUAUGCAUUCACCGACGAGAAAAGUUACAGUGAAGGAACAAAAAGAAUGGAAAAUACCUCCCUGCAUUAGCAAUUGGAAGAACGCUAAGGGAUACACGAUUCCUCUGGACAAACGUUUAGCCGCGGACGGUCGCGGCUUGCAGCAGGUCCACAUUAACGAAAACUUCGCCAAACUCGCAGAAGCUCUUUACAUCGCUGACAGAAAGGCUCGCGAGGCGGUAGAGAUGCGAGCACAAUUGGAGAAGAAAUUGGCGCAAAAGGAGAAAGAAAAGAAAGAGGAUCAUUUGAGGCAGCUCGCGCAGAAGGCAAGAGAAGAGCGUGCUGGUCUGAAAUCCUCUGCUGCGAUAGAUAAAUCGGAGGAGUCCAGGGAAAGGGAUCAGCUGAGACAAGAACGACACAAGGAUCGCGCUCGCGAGAGGAAUCUGGCGCGUGCUGCACCCGACAAGCGUUCCAGAUUGCAACGUGAACGCGAACGCGACAUCAGCGAACAGAUUGCUCUCGGCUUGCCGGCGAAGAGCAUUCCUAACAGCGGCGAGGCACAGUUCGACCAGAGACUGUUCAACACGAGCAAAGGAAUGGACAGUGGUUACGGGCACGACGACGAAUACAACGUGUACGACAAACCGUGGAAAGAUUCCAAUUCCAUUGGCUCGCACAUCUAUCGACCUAGUAAAAAUAUUGACAAGGACACUUAUGGCGAUGAUUUGGAGAAACUCGUUAAAACAAACAGAUUCGUGCCGGACAAAGAAUUCAGCGGGACCGAUAGAUCGGCAACCCGAUCCGGACCGGUGCAGUUCGAGAAGGACGAAGAGGAUCCAUUCGGUCUGGAUCAGUUCUUGAAGCAGGCGAAGCGCGCCAGCAGUUCCACCACCACGACCACCAAGCGCAAAGACGAACGAGAUCAACGAAGAGACGACCGCGACAAACGGAGGAAACAUUAACUAAACGUGCAGAAAUCGUUUGAACUAUAGCCCGGGCUCGGAUGAACGUUGAGACCUAAUUUGCCUUAGGAUCCCGCGGGUAUCGUACCCUUUUCUACUUCCCCGCGUUGCACGAUUAAGUAAGUCUGUUCAAUCUGUAUCGAAUACUCACAGAUGUACGUAAAACUGUUGCUAAAUAAAUCACGAUUUAGCGAAGAA